GGCGAACAACAAGGGGACACGUCUAUAGUGAAUAUCAAUUUUUCAUUUCUACAUAUUUCCAUAGAUUUCAUAGUCGGUACAGUAGACAUAUUCCUAUCAUAUUUAAUUUUAUUAGGUUCGAAUAAAAACCAUACUUUGCCCAUACUAAUUAUACUAGUGUAUGCUUCUGUAUACUUGUGUGAAUAAAAUGAAUAAGAUAUAUAUAUCAACUUUGAUGUAAAAUAAAGUAUCGUUUGUAAGAAGAAAAAUUUUAAUACAUACAGUCCAGUGCAGCGAGAAAACACGAGUUUUAGGGCUACAAAAAAUACAAUCAAUAGAAAGAGUAUAAAAUCUAAAUAAAAGCGAGUGUUGGCUCAAUUGUACAGAAUCGUGUUCUCUGAACGUAUCCGUAUUACCAACAAAUUUUGGAAGUAAUUUACCAAUUUUGCCAUUUUUAUACAAAAGAAAAAUGGCAUCCACUUUGGAGAACUUAGAGGCUCAAUUAGAACUUUUUAUUGAGAAUGUGCGACAAAUACGCAUCAUAGUGAGCGAUUUUCAGCCCCAAGGACAAAAUGUAUUGAACCAGAAGAUUCAAGGCUUAGUCAAUGGCUUGCAGGAGAUCGACAAGCUAAAAUCUCAAGUACAAUCUCAAGAGAUCCAUGUGCCAUUGGAAGUAUUUGAUUAUAUUGACCAAGGAAGGAAUCCUCAGUUAUAUACUAAAGACUGUAUAGAAAAAGCUUUAACAAAAAAUGAGCAAGUAAAAGGGAAAAUUGAUGCCUAUAGGAAAUUUAAGGCAAAUAUGCUGGUGGAGUUAAAUCGAGUUUUUCCAAAUGAACUAGCCAAAUAUAGAGCAAUUCGUGGAGAUGAAUAAAAUAAUCUAAUUUUAAGGAACUGUAUCUUAAUAAAUAUAUCUUUUUGUAAAUAUUGCUAUGUAAUUUAUGUUUUCAAUAACUAUAUUAAAAAACAUUCUGUUUA
This is a messenger RNA of Pogonomyrmex barbatus (red harvester ant), 954 nucleotides long. RefSeq names its product mediator complex subunit 10 (gene MED10). Gene Ontology annotation, biological process: regulation of transcription by RNA polymerase II. Gene Ontology annotation, cellular component: mediator complex. The record is from RefSeq and is a predicted model, not a curated record. NCBI's taxonomy places the organism in Eukaryota, Metazoa, Arthropoda, Insecta, Hymenoptera, Formicidae. Gene Ontology annotation, molecular function: transcription coregulator activity.